AUGUUCUCAAUAUCAACUACACCGGCGAUACAGUCUGUCAGCGAGACCAUAGCUGUUCUAAGUGGCCGCUUAGCCUCGUCGACGCUUCUCGAGCACCGCCGUGCAUCUAUUCUGGGCUUGAGGAGUUUCGCUAAAGACUAUCCUGCUUCGGUUGCCUCAGAAGCAUUAAGAGGGCUCAUUGGGAGCUUGAGCAAGGAUGGCGAGGACAUCGAUACGGUGAAAAUAGUCCUCGAGACACUCUUGAUGCUAUUCAGUCCUAACAAGGGCAGCCCUGAAGCAUCAGAUGAAAUCGCACUUUGGCUAGCUGAUGAGUUCACGCAGCGACUGGAGAACAUCACAUUGCUUCUUGACUUCUUAGAUUCCGGCGACUUCUACGGGCGCUUGUAUUCUCUCCAAUUGCUUUCUGCCAUCUUGUCCGCUCGGCCUGAGAGAACGGAGGAGUGUAUUUUCACUGCCCCGCUCGGUAUCUCGCGGCUAGUAUCCAUUCUGGAUGAUCAGAGAGAAGCUAUUCGCAACGAAGCUGUUUCACUAUUAACCUACCUCACCCUGACGUCUGUGGAUAUCCAAAAGCUCGUAGCUUUCGAGAAUGCUUUCGAGAGAAUUCUUAAGAUUGUUGACGCUGAGGGCUCUCUCUCUGAAGGCGGUCGAGCUGUAGAAGAUUGUUUAAUCUUACUGGCCAACCUUUUACGGCGUAACCCAACAAACCAAUCUUUGUUCCGGGAAUCUGGUUAUAUUAAACGUCUGUCAGAGCUCCUGACAAGCUUGCUUCAGUUUCAGAGUCAAGAAACAGACAUCGCCGAAUGGGCUCUCGCCCAGAGAAAUCGCAUCCUGUAUGCAUUCUUAUCUGUCCUCCGGCUUUUUAUUACCCCUGGAUCUGCGGCUACCCCUCAAAACCAAGUGGCAUUCUGGAAACAUGGCCUUGGAUUCAAUGUUCUCCAAUUGGCAUUCAGCCAAGAAGCCCAUUCUCAGAUCAAGGCCGAGGCACUUUUGACCAGUGGCAACAUGAUUGAGAAAAAUUCCGAACUCCAAGAGUCAUUCGCGUCUCUCAUGGUCCCCUCUCCGCUUAAAGAUGCGAAGCCAGCUGAAGAUUCUCAGGGGCCAGAGAAGGUCUAUGUAAUUGAUGGCCUACUUGACCUUACACUUGGCUUACAAGAUCCGAGCGCAUUUGAUGUUCGGUUCUCCGCAUGCGAGUGCCUGAAGGCGUACUUCUCAGAUCAUUCCGAGGUCAAAGCGCACUUCUUAGGAAGGGCCAUGAUGGGCUAUCAAUCCGAUGAGGAUGAGUCCACGAAUGUCCUGACGAUGCUACUAAACCCAACUGCUGCAGUGAAUGCAAGCGAUCCAUAUAGACUGUGGUUUGCCGCCGUAAUCGUUUUCCACCUUUUGUACAAUAACCCAACAACAAAAGCGAAGGCCCUUGAGCUAACCGAAGGCGACCACUCUACUGGUGAAGAGGUUGUCACAAGCAUUCAGACAAUGGCCGCCCAUCUCAUAACGGGUCUCCGACGGGACGAUGACACAAGAAUUUUGGUGGGAUAUUUGAUGAUUCUCCUGGGCUGGCUCUAUGAAGACAUGGACGCUGUGAAUGAUUUCCUAACCGAAGGCAGUAAUGUUCAGGGCCUGAUCCAGGCCGUUCUACAACCCAAUACCCCUGGUGGUGAGCUGGUGCAAGGCUUGUGUGCUAUGCUUCUUGGUGUCGCUUACGAGUUUUCAACCAAAGACUCCCCCAUCCCAAGGGCAACGCUGCACUCCAUAUUAUUGUCCAGGCUUGAAAGAGAUCGAUACUUGGAUCGAUUAGGGAACCUCCGGAGCCAUCCGAUCAUACGAGAGUUCGAUGUCACGCCUCAAAAGCUUGACGCUACAGCGUCAGGGCUACCUGAGGUAUUCUUCGAUGCCGUUUUUAUUGAUUUCUUCAAGGACAAUUAUAGCCGCAUCGCCCGUGCUCUUGACAGGGAUCCUAGCAUGGAAAUUUCCGUAGUCUCCAACGGGGUCCAGAAAGGAAUUUCCCGAGAAUUAGUCGAUUCAUUGAGGAACCAAGUUGAAGAGAAGGACCGUACCUUGGAAGACUUGAAGGCUUCCCUGGCUUCUCUGGAAGAGAAACUGAACCAAGAGAGAGCUGAGCAUCGCCGGACGAAGGAUAAUACCGGCGCUGAGUUCAACAAGGCCAAGAAUGCAUCUGAAACUCAACAGAGAGUUCACGAGGCAGAGUUACGAAAGCUCCAGAGCCAGGUUGCGGCAAAGGAGGCAGAAAAUGAGAGACAAAGUGUCAACUGGAAGAAACAGCUCGCGAUCAAGGAGGCAGAUGUCGAGAGGCUAAACGCCAACUGGAAAAAGCAGAUUGCAGCCAAAGAAGCCGAUUUACAGAAACAGCUUAGCCAGGCUCGCAAAGCCGCCGAAGCCGAGACAGAGAAAAUAUCAGCAAGGUGGAAGCAACAGUUGAGUGCAGUCGAAUCGGAUUAUCAGAACAAGCUCAGCCAAGCUCUCAAAGCCGCUGAGACAGCUGAGGCUGAAACUGGAAAACAAACGGCAGAAUUGAGGCAACAAAUAAAGUCUAUCGAAUCCGACCACCAGAAGCAGCUCGCUCAAGCACGGAAGGUAGCAGAGACGGAAGUCGAGCGAGUUCAUCGCCGAAGCGAAGCCGAGUCUGCUGAUCUGAAAGCAACCAUUAGUCGGCUCGAGGCGAACAAAAGCAAAACACACGAGAUGCAAGCCCUCCGCGAGGAAAGCGCGGCAAAGAUAAAGGAGCACACAACGCGUUCGGUGGAGGCUGAAAAGAAAUACAAGGGCCUAGAACAAGAGCUCAAGAAAUCACAAACUGUAGUCGAGAAGCUAGAAUCCCAGCUCAAAGAGGCCAAAACCCAGACGACUGAAGCAAACAAUGCCAAAGACGCGACACAAUCAGAGCUAGAUGAUCUACUGAUGGUCUUCGGAGACCUGGAAGACAAGGUUAACAAGUACAAGGCACGGCUCCAAGAACUAGGGGAGACGGUAUCAGAUGCUGAUGACGAUGAUGAUGAUGAAGACGAUGAAGAAGAGGACGAGGACGAGGACGAGGAUGACGAGGAUGCAAGUAAAAGCAACAGCAAGAAGGCCUAG
Molecule: messenger RNA, 3093 nt
Organism: Clonostachys byssicola
Lineage: Eukaryota; Fungi; Ascomycota; Sordariomycetes; Hypocreales; Bionectriaceae
Source: the annotation of a GenBank genome assembly